Nematolebias whitei (Rio pearlfish) is the source of this 1554-nucleotide messenger RNA. Its product is annotated as G-protein coupled receptor 135. The record is from RefSeq and is a predicted model, not a curated record. NCBI's taxonomy places the organism in Eukaryota, Metazoa, Chordata, Actinopteri, Cyprinodontiformes, Rivulidae. The coding region runs from base 112 to 1554 and encodes 480 amino acids. Gene Ontology annotation, cellular component: membrane. Gene Ontology annotation, biological process: G protein-coupled receptor signaling pathway. Gene Ontology annotation, molecular function: G protein-coupled receptor activity. The transcript has 2 exons.
UGCAGCAGCAGGACUGACUGGGUUCUGAUGGGAUCCAGUUUGGGUUUUCCUGCUGCUGCCAGUGGGGAUGACAGGAAGUGAACCUCGGAUUCACUCUGUUGUUCUUCAUCCAUGGAUUCACCUGUUAGCAGGGCCCUGCGGGGCGGAAUCAACUACACUUCUGACUCCAUCAUCAGCCAGCUGAGCACCUCCUCACCUGUGGAGCCAAGGGUUGUUUCCAUAAUAACCAGCCUGGUGACCGCCGCCACUCAGGCUGCAGAGGGAACGACAGGGAACCUCUCAGCGCUCAGAGAGCAGAGGGGCAGCGAUCUCGGUGAUGCCCAUCAGAUAUCGUCAACGGCGGCAGUCCUGAGCGUCGCUGACAGUAACUCGGCUCUGCAGGGUGUUACGGUGGCGGCUCAGGCCCUGGUGCUCUUGUCCAUCUUCCUUCUCUCCAGCCUGGGUAACUCCGCGGUCGUCAUUGUCAUCGUCAAACACAGACAGCUCCGAACAGUGACCAAUGCCUUCAUCAUGUCACUGUCGCUGUCCGACUUCCUGACCGCCAUCCUGUGCCUGCCCUUCUCCUUCGUCAUGCUCUUCAGCAAGGACGGUGUCUGGAUGUUCGGAGACGCUUUCUGCGUCGCCAACGGCUUCUUCAACACUUGCUUCGGCAUCAUCUCCACCCUCACCAUGACGCUGAUCUCUUUUGAUAGGUACUACGCCAUCGUCCGGCAGCCUCAGGCUAAGAUCGGGUGUCAGAAAGCUGCCCAGCUGUUGGUGGCUGUGUGGGUCACAGCGGUGGUUUUCUCCCUGCCCGCGUAUCUACUGGUCCGAACACCAACAGACGUUCAUAAACCUGGUUUUUACCACUGUAUGUAUGUGUUCCACUCCAGCAGCUCCAGUGUGGGGACAGCGUACAGCGUCUGCCUUAUCGUGGUGUGCUACCUGGUGCCCUUUUCCCUUAUGUGCUUUUGCCAUUACAACAUCUGUAAGACCGUCCGACUCUCGGAGAUCCGAGUCAGACCCGUCACCACGUACGUCUACUUACUGCGGUUCUACAGCGAGAUGCGAACCGCCACCACAGUACUGAUCAUGAUAGUGUUCAUCAUCUGCUGCUGGGGUCCGUACUGUUUAAUGGGCCUGGUCACGGCCAUCGGGAACUACAGGUUCAACCCGGCCAUGGACACAGUGGCCAUCUGGCUGGCCUGGUCCAAUGGAGCCAUCAACCCUCUGAUCUAUGCCCUGAGGAACCCAAAUAUCUCCAUGUUACUGGGCCGCAGCAGGGAGGAAGGAUAUCGGACCAGAAACAUUGCUGCGUACCUCUCCAGCCAGAGCCGCAACCGAGAGGUCCGGCAUAACCAGACAGAGAGGAUCAGGGACCGCUACGUGAGCCGAGCGGGGAUGAACAACAGCCGGCUGUCGAGUUCCAGUCCCGGGAAAACAGGAGGAGAGGUAGCCAUGUGGGCCUGUAGGAACCCGGCCGUGUUCUUCUGCAGAGACACUCGGCUUGACACCAUGACGCCGGCCAACAUCGGAGCUGAGGUAAAGACCAAGACGGCGGAUACCAGCCUGUGA